Rhagoletis pomonella (apple maggot) is the source of this 1451-nucleotide messenger RNA. RefSeq names its product neprilysin-2-like. The transcript is spliced from 4 exons. Gene Ontology annotation, molecular function: metalloendopeptidase activity. Bases 68 to 1075 code for a protein of 335 amino acids. The record is from RefSeq and is a predicted model, not a curated record. Gene Ontology annotation, biological process: protein processing. NCBI's taxonomy places the organism in Eukaryota, Metazoa, Arthropoda, Insecta, Diptera, Tephritidae. Gene Ontology annotation, cellular component: plasma membrane.
UAUCCUCACAUCGUACGUUCUUCGUUCUACGUUCUACGUUCCUGGCUCGUACGCUCGUUCGUAUUUGAUGCACAGCUUGGCCAUUGCCGUUGGUUCGCUGUACGUGCGCAAGCACUUCAAACAGAAUUCCAAGACCAUUGCGCUGGAUAUGGUGGAACAAAUUCGUGGCGUGUUCGAUAAUAUACUCAGCGAAGUCGAUUGGAUGGACGAGGCUACAAAGUUGGAGGCUAAGAAGAAGCUGCAUUCGAUGACCACACACAUCGGCUAUCCGGACGAGAUGUUGGACAACUCGAAAUUGGAGGAAUACUAUCGUAAUUUGGAAAUUGAUCCCAGCAAGUAUUUUGAAUCCUUCCUGAAGCUGAAUGUUUUCGGCACAGACUACUCCUUCAAUAAGUUACGUUUGCCGGUCAACAAGACCGAUUGGGUGCGUCAUGCCCGACCGGCGGUUGUGAAUGCCUACUAUUCGUCCAUCGAGAAUAGCAUACAAUUCCCCGCUGGUAUUCUGCAAGGACACUUCUUCAAUGCUGCGCGUCCCAAGUACAUGAAUUACGGUGCUAUCGGUUUUGUUAUUGGUCACGAGAUUACACACGGCUUCGAUGAUCAGGGUCGUCGUUUUGACUUGCAGGGCAACUUGCUGGACUGGUGGGCAGAGAACACACAGAAGUCAUACUUGGAUAAGGCGAAGUGCAUUAUUGAACAGUAUGGCAACUACACGGACUUGCAGACAGGCAUGCAUCUCAAUGGCAUUAAUACACAAGGUGAAAACAUCGCCGACAAUGGCGGCGUGAAGGAGUCCUACAAAGCUUACCGCCAAUGGGUGGCCAAGAAUGGCCCCGAACCGAAAUUGCCCGGCUUAGAUUACACACCCGAGCAGAUGUUCUGGAUUUCGGCGGGUCAAACUUGGUGUUCGAAAUAUCGUACAGAAACGCUUAAAAUGCGCAUCACCACCGGCGUGCAUUCGCCCUCGCAAUAUCGCGUCAUGGGCACAUUUAGCAAUAUGAGAGACUUUGCGCGCGAUUUCAAUUGCCCCGAAGGCUCCCGAAUGAAUCCGGUGCAAAAGUGUGUGGUGUGGUAGGCAAAGCAGUGCAGGGGGCAGCAGGGAAAGCAGCAAUAAGUUCAUCAACACACUUGCAAGCAUACAUACAUAUAUGUUGACCCACUCACACACCAACACACAUACAUAUACACACUAUACAUACACACAAGUACUAAGUAUGACAAGUACUGGAAUUCUUGUUUUUAUUAAAAAAAAAAAAAUAAAAAAAUUAUAUAUACGAUAAACUUAUUAUUUAUGUACGUAUGUAUGUCUUUAGUUUAUAAUUGCAAUUUGCUUUAUUUUUAAAGCUAAACGUUUUUUUUUUUUUUUAAUGUAUGUAAUUAGUUAAUUUCGUGCAAUUGAAACAAAAAGUAGUCGAUAUUUUUUUCUUUAUUUGCUACUCACUUUAAAUGCU